AUGGAAAGAACUGCUGUUUCCACUUCACUGCUCUCCAUCUGCCUCAUCCUGAUUGUGUGUUGCUGUUCCCUGGCAGUUAGUUUUUGCCCAGCACAGUGUGUUUGUGAAACCCGACCGUGGUACACCCCUCAGUCUGUGUACCAUCAGGCGAAGACUGUGGACUGCAAUGAGCUCCAUUUAUGCGCCAUCCCACAAAACAUAUCUGCUGACACUCAAGUGCUACUCCUCCAAAGCAACAACAUCUCAGUGGUGACUUCAGAACUGCAGAGUCUUAUUAACCUUACAGAGUUGGACCUGUCUCAGAACCACUUCGCGCAAAUCCAAGAUGUUGGAUUGGGCAACCUGACCCAGCUUGUCACUCUUUACUUAGAGGAGAAUCAAAUUAAAGAACUUCAUGAUUAUUGCAUGAAAGAUCUUGUAAGCCUGGAGGAGCUUUAUAUAAACCACAACCAGAUCUCUUCCAUUGCUUCAAAUGCUUUCUCUGGUUUAGGGAACCUGCUUAGGCUUCAUCUAAAUUCCAAUAAACUGGUGGCUAUUGAUAGUCAAUGGUUUGAACCCCUUCCAAACCUGGAGAUUCUCAUGAUAGGUGAAAACCCUAUCCUUGGAUUGGAAGAUAUGAACUUUCAUCCUCUUUCUAAACUGCACAGUCUGGUGCUGGCUGGAAUGGGACUUAAGGAAAUACCAGCUGGUGCUUUCCAUGGACUAGAAUAUCUUGAGAGUCUCUCAUUUUUCUACAAUAAGCUGACAUCGGUGCCCAGGGAUGCUCUUCGCGCUCUACCAAACCUUAAGUUUCUUGAUCUUAACAAGAACCCUAUUGUGCAUGUGCAGGAGGGUGAUUUUAAGGACUUUGCACACUUGGAGGAGCUUAGCAUGAACAACAUGGAUGAGCUGGUGGCAGUGGAGAGGAAUGCAUUCUCCAAACUCCCAAAGAUGGCUAAGUUGGAAAUUUACAACAACCCUCGUCUUUCAUAUAUUGACCGUGAUGCUUUUCAUGACAUGGCCAGCUUGCGUACAUUGCUGGUCCACAACAAUGAACUCACUCUUAUUCCUCAUGAGGUCUUUGCUUCUUUUCCCAACUUAGAUGAGAUCAGCCUCUAUAGCAACCCACUUAGGUGUGAUUGCCUUUCAAACUGGGCAUCAGUAUUUGGUAACCAGUCAAGCAUCAAGCUUCUGGAAUCUAAGAUCACAAUGUGUGCCUCUCCUCAGCACCUUGUUGGCCACUAUCUCCAGGACAUAGUGUCAAGUAGCUGGAACAUGGCAGGUAACACUUGUCUUCCAGUUAUAUCCGUACAUAGCUUUCCUUUCCAGUUUAACGUCACAGCUGGUCAGCACCUGACUCUGGACUGUCGUGCUGUGGGUGAUCCAGUUCCUCAGUUCUACUGGGUUACCCCUAUGGGAGACAAAGUUACCUCAAAAAAGGUUCCCCCAGCCUUAAAAGAGGGUGGCAGCACAACAAAAAAGCACAGGCUGCAGGACCAGGGUGCUUUGGAGAUCCUCUAUGUUGAACCAGAGGACGCUGGUCUGUAUACUUGUGUUGCAUGGAAUGCAGAUGGGGCAGACACUCGAAGCAUCUCUGUGUUUGUUGACAAGACCAACUGGCAUGACGAUCGUCAAGAAGCAGACCGGCAAUCCAGGGCGAACACCACAGGAGCCUUGGUAAUCUUGGCAAAAGUCAUCCAUGCACAGUCUGUAGUCCUGGAAUGGAAAGUCUACCCUUCUAGACGGAUCUCCAGCCAUGACAUUGCACAGCCCAAGUGGCUUAGUGCGACUAUGAAAAUCAACAACCCUCACAUCAGCUACACUGCAAAGGUCCCUGUGGAUGUCCAAGAAUACAAUCUUACCCACCUGCUGCCCUUGACAGAGUACCAGGUCUGUCUUACCAUGUCAUCCAUAGAGCAGCAAACUCAGCAAUCCUGUAUCAAUAUCACCACCAAGGAAGCAAGCUUUGCUGUCGAGAUGGUUGCCCAGCCGAGUAACGUUGCCCUGGCGGCCGUGAUGGGCUCCAUGUUUGCCAUCUGUAUCAUGGCCCUGCUGGUAUUUUACAUGGGUCGACGUAUCAAGCAGAAGUCCUGCCAUCACUCGUUAAAGAUGUACAUGCAACACACUACGGCCAUUCCACUCAAUGAGCUUUACCCACCACUCAUCAACCUAUGGGAGAAUGAAACAGAGAAAGAGAAGGAGGGCUCCGUCGACCCUCAGAACUCACAGAUAGACACCUCAAAGACGUACAUGUGGUAGUUCGGUUAUGGGGCAGGUAGAAAAAGACACUUCAGACAAAGUAUGUUUGGUGCUGUACAUAGAUGAUACUUGUAUGUAAUUACUUAUAAAGAUGUCAUUGUGAAAGAGG
This is a messenger RNA of Trichomycterus rosablanca, 2347 nucleotides long. RefSeq lists its product as uncharacterized. The transcript has a single exon. The record is from RefSeq and is a predicted model, not a curated record. NCBI's taxonomy places the organism in Eukaryota, Metazoa, Chordata, Actinopteri, Siluriformes, Trichomycteridae. Bases 1 to 2238 code for a protein of 745 amino acids. Gene Ontology annotation, molecular function: protein binding.